Brachypodium distachyon (stiff brome) is the source of this 1029-nucleotide messenger RNA. RefSeq names its product 1,2-dihydroxy-3-keto-5-methylthiopentene dioxygenase 2. Gene Ontology annotation, molecular function: acireductone dioxygenase [iron(II)-requiring] activity. Lineage: Eukaryota; Viridiplantae; Streptophyta; Magnoliopsida; Poales; Poaceae. The record is from RefSeq and is a predicted model, not a curated record. The coding region runs from base 141 to 737 and encodes 198 amino acids. The transcript is spliced from 7 exons.
AUCUGAUCGCGUGAAGCCAAAGCCGGUUUCAUAAUAGAUCCUUCUCCCCUGCUGUUGUUUGCAGCUUCAACGAGGGUUCAGAGAGGGGGAGAAGACAAAUUUCUCUUGAGAAGCGCGAGAGACCGCAGAAGGCUGCGGAUAUGGAGCACGAGUUCCAGGAUGGCAAGGAGGAGGUCAUCCAAGCGUGGUACAUGGAUGACAGUGAAGAAGACCAGAGGCUUCCUCAUCACCGUGAGCCGAAAGAGUUCAUUCCUCUCGACAAACUUUCAGAGUUAGGAGUAGUAAGCUGGCGGCUAAAUGCUGAUGACUGGGAAAAAGAUGAGAACCUCAAGAAAAUCCGUGAGGCCAGGGGAUACUCUUACGUGGACAUUUGCGACGUGUGUCCAGAGAAGUUGCCAAACUAUGAGGCCAAACUGAAGAAUUUCUUUGAAGAGCACUUGCAUACAGACGAAGAGAUACGCUAUUGUCUUGAGGGCAGUGGAUACUUUGAUGUGAGGGACCAAGAUGAGCAGUGGAUCCGUAUAGCAGUGAAGAAAGGGGGCAUGAUUGUUUUGCCUGCAGGAAUGUAUCACCGCUUUACGUUAGAUAGUGACAACUACAUCAAGGCAAUGCGGCUCUUUGUGGGAGAGCCUGUCUGGACUCCGUACAAUCGUCCUCAUGACCAUCUCCCAGCUAGAAAGGAGUAUUUUUCCAAAAUUAUCAACAGAGGUGGGAAUCAAACUGUUGAAGCUCGUUGAUGUUGUCUAAUGUUUGGCCGAUUGGGUCUUCUGUAUGUACUACUCCCAAAAUACUGAAUAAGACAUGUGAUUGUCUGUCACAAUGUAAUCCUACCAACAUCCUGUAUCAGUCAGUGGUAGUCUGAACAAGUCUUUCCUGAAAACUUAGCAUAUGCUAGUGUUUAAUUAAUAAGUACACGCCCGCAUUUCAGUGUCAGCAAGGGUGUUAGUGGCGAUCAAUGUACUUGUGGUGUCUGAUGAUAUGGUGGUUCGGAAUCCCAUCUCAAAUCUGAAUAAUGUUUCGUUCCCUGCA